Messenger RNA from Andrographis paniculata, 900 nucleotides. Its product is annotated as protein PLANT CADMIUM RESISTANCE 2-like. Bases 206 to 748 code for a protein of 180 amino acids. The record is from RefSeq and is a predicted model, not a curated record. The transcript is spliced from 3 exons. NCBI's taxonomy places the organism in Eukaryota, Viridiplantae, Streptophyta, Magnoliopsida, Lamiales, Acanthaceae.
UCUUCUUCUUCUUCUUCAGCUUGCAGGGUGGGGCGUGGAGACCAUAGACAGAGUCAAGUCAGCUCUUUGGGACCACAUCGGCAUUAACCACAUCAAAGACUUUUCAAACGCGGGGGCUUAUCUUCUCCUUCUUAUUAAGCUAAGAGAUCCAUCAUAUCCUCAUUUCAUAAACAUCUCAAAUUCACCAAUACUUAAUUAAUUAAUAAUGGAUCCUGCACCUGCAAUAUCUGCAUCUGCAUCGGAAUCAGUUGAGUACCAGAAACCCUCCGAGCAAAGCCCCGUCGCAACUGGCGUUCCGGUGCCGGAGCGCCGCCCUCCUCCUCCUCGUCCGCCAAGGCCGCAGGUCCCAUGGUCCACUGGCCUCUGCGAUUGUUUUUCCGACAAGAAGAACUGCUGCUUAACUUGCUGGUGCCCUUGCGUUACAUUCGGGCGUGUCUCCGAGAUCCUCGACAAGGGAACAAGCGCCUGCGGGCAGAACGGAGCGCUGUACGCGCUGAUCGCCUGCGUGACUUGCUGCCCGUGCUUCUACUCGUGCUUCUACAGGUCGAAGAUGAGACAGCAGUACUCCCUCCAUGAAUCCCCCUGCGGGGACUGCCUCGUCCACUGCUGCUGCGGCUGCUGCGCUCUCUGCCAGGAGUACCGGGAGCUCCAGAACCGGGGAUACCAAAUGCCCCUCGGCUGGCAUGGAAACGUCGAGAGGCAGAACCGCGGCACCGUCCCCAUCAUUCAUGCAGGGAUGACCCGAUAGACAGACGACACUUGUACAUGCCUGUGUGCGUGCGUGCAUGUGUUUCUUUAUUUUCCUUAAAGAUCCGCCAUUGUUGUUGUAUGAUAUAUGUUUAGGGUGCUUAGUUACGACGCUUUGGUGCUGAAAUGGAAUCAUAUUGAAAUUGCAAUUGA